AUGAGUGAACUAAGAACUAAUGCGUUUUACCUGAAGAAACUGUAUCGCGCAGCUCAAGUUACUGACGCUGACAAGGUAAGAAACUGCACUAUAGUAUCGCACCAAGCCUGUCGAUCACGAGGACAACAAAUAAUGUCAGACUGAUUUAGAAGCAAUAAUUUAUUUAGAUGCCAAUAACGAACCAGCUGGAAAUGUGAAACUUUAAUGCCUACCAUAUAAUGCAUGUUUAAAAACCUAGAGUCUCAUUAGAAUGCUCACGUUUCAGUCCUCGAACAUGAGAUCAUGUAGCCACUAGACCAUUUCCCAGUAACUUUUAAUGACUGAUUAAACGCGAGACUUUUGAGAGUGAGUUUGAUUCAAUUUUAUGUUCUAAUAACUUUGGAUCUGAAAAUGCAAUAAACUCUUUAAUUUUGAAGGAUGGUGUGGUAACUCGUGCUGAUUAUGACCUCAUGAUCAAGAGAUACAACGAGCUUGGUAUGCCAGAAGAAAACAAACAAGAAUUAUCUGACGCCAUGUACGGGAUGUGUGGUUCCUUGGGUCUUACAGAUCACACGAAGUCCUUGACUUACGACGAGAUAGUGCAGUCUUGGAUUGAUAACGUGGAGAAGGGAGUUGGCUUUGCGACCAUUGUUUACGAUAAGAUAUUUCGAAUUGUUGACACAGACAGAAAUGGAAGUAUAUCUUUGAAAGAGUGGGAAAUUCAUUGCAUGGCUAUUAACAUCCCUGUGGAGCAUGCUGAACCAUCGUUUAAAGCGAUGGACACUGAUGGAGAUGGAGUGAUCUCUCAUGAUGAAUUUGUAGCUUAUCACUAUGAAUAUUUUCAUACAAGUGAAGAUAAACUACAUAGUUCUCUUUUGUAUGGGCCAUUACAGUAA
Molecule: messenger RNA, 875 nt
Organism: Paramuricea clavata
Lineage: Eukaryota; Metazoa; Cnidaria; Anthozoa; Malacalcyonacea; Plexauridae
Source: the annotation of a GenBank genome assembly